Cajanus cajan (pigeon pea) is the source of this 1308-nucleotide messenger RNA. RefSeq lists its product as uncharacterized. The record is from RefSeq and is a predicted model, not a curated record. Lineage: Eukaryota; Viridiplantae; Streptophyta; Magnoliopsida; Fabales; Fabaceae.
GUGGUACCCAGGGUAGCGCAUUUACUGUGAGUCAGUCAGCAGCAUGUCACUAUGACACUAAACACACCCUUCCACUAACCGCUACCACUCCAAACCCCGCCACCAAAUGUCAACCAACACCUUUCCUUACUUUUCCACCCACCCACUCUAAUAACAACGCUUUCCUCUCUCUAUCUCUCGCUCUCUCUCUCACUCACACACACACACACACUUCAUCAUCAUCAUCAUCUCAUGGCGACCCCAAACGACGCCGCAUCGGCUUCGCCCCCGAAGAAGCCCCACCCCAUCCCCUGGACCCACCAGGAAACCGUCCACCUCAUCCGCGCCUACCAGGAGAAGUGGUACGCCCUGAAGCGCGGCCCCCUCCGCCACAACCAGUGGGAGGAGGUCGCCGUCGUGGUUGCCGCCCGCUGCGGCUACGACCUCGCCCACCCCGCCAAGUCCGCCCUCCAGUGCCGCCACAAGAUGGAGAAGCUCCGCCAGCGCCACCGCGCCGAGAAGAAACACCCCGCCGCCGCCUGGCAGUACAACGCCCUCAUGGACGACCUCGAACGCGGCCCUCUCCCCAUCUCCGCCCUGGCCCCUUUCCAAAACGACGACGACGACGACGACGAACGCGACGACGACGACGACGCGUGUCGAAACGACACUCACUUCGACCACAGGGAGAGUUUUAUAAAGUCCAAGAGUCUCAAUUGCAUUCUCGGCGAGAGGCCCGUCAGAGGGUUCGCGAGGGAGCGUGUUGACGAACCCGAUGGAGACGACGACGACGUUUCGGGGCUCUCCGCGGAGAUGAGGGCUUUCGCGGAGAGGUUCAUUGGAAUGGAGAAUUUGAAGAUGGAGAUGGUUAAGGAAACCCAGAGGUGUAGGUUGGAGAUGGAGAAGAAGCGGAUCCAGAUGAUACUCGAAUCGCAGCGGAGAAUUGUCGAUUCCAUUGCUAGAGCUUUUGCCUCUAACAAGAGGAUCAAGAUUACUCACCAAAUCUCAAACUGAAAGGUUUACGGAUUGGAUUUGCAGUUACACUGUGGAUUUGCCUUCAGAUUGUGAAAUAUAAUGAUCGAAGUAAGCUCUCAUUGGUUUCUAUCACGGAAGAGUCUACAAAAUCUGUUUCAUAGCUUGCUACCAGUUAUUUAUUAGAUUUAUUGUUGCAUUUGAAGUCUUUACUACUCACCUAAAUGAGGGUAAGUUAAUUUUUUGGCCUUAGUUGAUUAUAAUGCAAGUGAUACCUUUACAAUAUUUUUUCUUCUAUGUCCUUGAUUAAGCCCUAUGAAAAAGUUGUUUACUAUAAUAGCUGCUUAUUGAUGCUAA